Molecule: messenger RNA, 465 nt
Organism: Ectocarpus sp. CCAP 1310/34
Lineage: Eukaryota; Phaeophyceae; Ectocarpales; Ectocarpaceae
Source: the annotation of a GenBank genome assembly
AUGCAAAAGUUGAAUUGGCAGUACAAGGUAAGUAGAAUGUCGGACGAUAGACUACCAGCCAUGGUUGACAAGGCAGCUUGGGAGUUAUUGGACACGGAAGGGUUCGGGGGGUUCAAGAAGAAAGUCAAGGAGAUGCUAGAAAGUAGGGAGGAGGCAACCCUUUGGAAGAAGGUACGAAGCGAAGACCACUUGGAGAUAUACGGGAAGUUGAAAGAAGGGAUAGGGAUGAAGAGGUGUGACAUGGACAAGUUUGGUAAAUUAGACAACAGCGAAAAAACGAUCGCGGUAAUUGGGGAUAGAUGGUGGGCACAAGAGGCCGUAGAGGACGGGGAUAACAUGUGCAAGGAAUUUUUACGUAGGUUGUGGCAGAAACGUAAAGAGCUCCCAAAUGUUGGUGUGGUGUCUCUAGUAGGGGUAGGAACGGUGCUCCGUCUCGAAAGGGACGCGUGGUCAAUGGUCAAAUGA